Dimorphilus gyrociliatus is the source of this 462-nucleotide messenger RNA. Lineage: Eukaryota; Metazoa; Annelida; Polychaeta; Dinophilidae. The record is from the annotation of a GenBank genome assembly.
AGUAAUACCCCAUUUCGUUUCUGCGGACUUUUAAUCAUCACUGCCCAUUUUUCCUUUUGGUAAUAUUUAUGUUCAAAUAUGUUAAAACCUAAGGUUUUAACUCAAGUCUUGAAUCAGGCAAAUAGCGGAGGGGUUAGAUGCACUUUAUUAAUAAAUUCUGAGGGAGCAUUAUUGGCAUAUGCUGGCUUUGAAGAUAGAAAGAAUGAUGGGAGGACAACAGCAGCAUUAGCUAGCAGUAUAUGGUCGUGCUUCGAAAAGAGUGGAAGACAAGCUACACAGUCAGACAACUUGAAUGUUAUUCUUAUUGAAUGCGAGGAUGGAAAUGUUGCCAUUAAGAGGGUUGCCAAUCUUCUUUUAUGCAUAUACUCUGAUAGAGAGGUUGGAUUUGGAAUGCUCAAAGCAAAAGCAAAAGCUUUAGCCGAAUAUUUGGAAGAACCAUUACAAAAGAUAGUCACCUCCUAA